Messenger RNA from Etheostoma cragini (Arkansas darter), 956 nucleotides. RefSeq names its product gastrula zinc finger protein XlCGF49.1-like. Gene Ontology annotation, biological process: regulation of transcription by RNA polymerase II. The transcript has a single exon. The coding region runs from base 416 to 910 and encodes 164 amino acids. Gene Ontology annotation, cellular component: nucleus. Lineage: Eukaryota; Metazoa; Chordata; Actinopteri; Perciformes; Percidae. The record is from RefSeq and is a predicted model, not a curated record. Gene Ontology annotation, molecular function: DNA-binding transcription factor activity, RNA polymerase II-specific; RNA polymerase II cis-regulatory region sequence-specific DNA binding.
UUUCCACACCUCUGUCCUUGUAGAUCCGCUUGAGAUCACUCAUUGUGGGCGGGAUGGGCUUGAUGGGCAGCAGGACGCUGAACAAGACUGGAAGCCCAGUCUGGACCACAAGGACUCUGAUCCCCCUCAGAUAAAAGAGGAAAACUUUCCAUCAUCUAGUCCUCAGGAAGUUACUAACCACUUCUAUGAACUCCCUCUUCAGUCAGCAAGCAGUUAUGAUGAGCUAAAUUCUUCAAGCCCAAGCCACAACCAGACUCGGAACAGCAAAACAUUUUACACAGCGGAGAAAAAGAGAAGAGAUGUUGAAGGAGAAGGCUGCAAACUGUCCGGACUGACAGUUCCUCAGCCCUCCUACUACUUCAAUCUAGACAACACUGCAGCUCAACGUGAACACGGAGAGAAUACAGAAGGUGUGAUGAAUGGAGAAGGGAUUAAGACCUCCACACCAACGGUAACCAGGCAAAACGAAAAGCGCAACUCCAACCUGCGCAAUAGGAUAAGAGACAAUAUUGGCGUGAACGAAGACAUGAAUGAUCUGACCGGGGACAGAAGACAUAUUUGUCCCAUCUGUGCCAAACGUUUUAAAGAAUCGAGCCAUUUGAGGGAUCAUGUGAGAAUUCACACAGGAGAGAAGCCGUUCCAGUGUAAGGAAUGUGGCAUGAACUUUAGGCAGAGAGGAACUUUGACUUUGCACAUGAGAAUCCACACGGGGGAACGGCCACACCAGUGCAGCGACUGUGGUCGACGCUUCAAUCGAAAAGGCGACUUGGAGACUCACAGGAUGACUCAUACGGGGGAAAGACCCCAUCUGUGCGUGUUGUGUGGGAAAAGGUUUAAAAGGAAGAGCAACUUAAACACACAUCUAAACAUCCAUUCAGAGAACAGAAUGGAUUACAUACAACAGUUGUGAUAUAUGAAUCAUUCAGAUAGUGACCAUCUGGAAAACAUGGAUUUUC